AUGCAGCCAUCUCUGGGGCGGGACGGACACUAUAAGAGACCCCGCCUGGAUGAGCCAUUGGAGGCUGGUUCUCCGGACUGGGGGGUUCAGCUGGGAGAUUGCACUCCGCCCCCCCAAAGUCCUGCUUGCAGGAAGCUUGGAGGGUCCCUGCUGGUCAGGGCCCUGGCCUGCGGUGACCCCCCUGUGUCCGCAGUCACUAUGAGCUCGGGUGGGGCCGGGGGCCCGGCGGGCUCCGUCCGGGAGUUCACACGCCACGCCAGCGACGUGCUGCUCAACCUGGACCAGCUACGUCACCGCCGCGUCCUGACCGAUGUCACCCUGCUGGUGGGGGGGCGCCCCCUGCUGGCCCACAAGGCUGUGCUCGCCGCUUGCAGUGGCUUCUUCUACUCCAUCUUCCUGGCUCAGGGGGGCAGCGAGGUCACUGUCCUCACCCUGCCCGGCUCCAUCCAGCCCGGGGGCUUCCAGGCCCUGCUGGAUUUCAUGUACACCUCCCGCCUGCCCCUCACCCCGGCCUCCGUCCCCGCCCUGCUCAACGCCGCCACCUACCUGCAGAUGGAGCACGUGGUGGACGCCUGUCACCGCUUCAUUCAGGCCAGUUACGACCACGGUAGCUGCUACCCCAAGCCCCUCCCCUCCCCGGCGGACCCCAAAUCCCUGGACACCCCCCAAGGACCCUCAGAUGACAGUGGGACGGUGCCCGCAGAGGGUCCCCACCCAGAGGGGCCAAGCCCGGGGGCCCCCCUGCGAUCGGCUCCUGCCAGGCCGCCGGCGAAGGGUUCCGGGGGGGCGCCCCCGGGGGGGGAGCGGGGCCCCCCCGACAGCCCGUCGCGCUCCGAGGGGCACCCCGCCUCCCCCUGCGAGUCCAGCGGCUGCGCCCCCGACCCCAAAGCCUGCAACUGGAAGAAAUACAAGUUCAUCGUCCUGAACUCGCUCCGGGGGGAGGGGGCCGGGGGAGGGGGUGGGGCCGGCCCCCAGCCCCCCGGCCCCCCGACCCUGCCCGAGCCCCCGGCCGGCAAAGACCAAGGCGCCAGCCGUGACAGGGAAGAGGGGGGCCGCGCCCUCUGCGGGCUGCACCCUGCCGUCUCACAGUGCCCCGUGUGCCCCCGGCACCGGCAGGUGGGGGCCCCGCUGCCCCCACCCUGCCCCCACCUUCCCCAGGGGCGGCCCCGGCCCGCAACAGGUGCUGGACCAUACGGCUGCGGGGCCUGCGAGCUGGGCCUGGAGGAGGAGGAGGGGGAGGGGGAGGACGGGGGAGCGGAUGGGGGGCAGGCCCCGGCGGCUGCCCCCCACGACAACAAACCGUUCAAAUGUCACCUCUGCUGCUCGGCCUUUCGCUACAAGGGCAACCUGGCUUCCCACCGCGCCGUCCACACCGGUGAGAAGCCAUAUCGCUGCGGAGUCUGUGGGGCCCAGUUCAACCGGCCAGCGAACCUCAAAACCCACUCGCGGAUCCACUCAGGCGAAAAGCCCUACAAGUGUGAGACCUGCGGCUCCAGCUUCGUGCAGGUCGCCCACCUCCGGGCCCACGUGUUGAUCCACACGGGUGAAAAGCCCUACCCUUGCGAGACGUGUGGGACCCGCUUCCGGCACCUACAGACCCUCAAGAGCCACAUCCGGAUCCACACGGGCGAGAAGCCGUAUCACUGCGAGGCCUGCCACCUGCACUUCCGGCACAAGAGCCAGCUGCGGCUUCACCUGCGGCAGAAGCAUGGGGCCGUCACCAACACCAAGAUCCGCUACGCAGUGCUGGCCGGCCCCUCCGGCGCCCGCUGCUGAACGGGGACCGCGCUUCCUCCCCCUCUCACCAGAGAGCAGGAGAGAGACACAGGUCCCCCCCACCCCGCACCGCUGCCUACUUCGCUCCUGCCAGCAGGGGGGGCCGUGUCGGGGUAGGGGAAAUUCCCGGCCUGUCAGGAGGGGCCCGCUGGUCGUGACUCCCUUUCAUAGCAUGUGUUGUCCUGCAGUGUCUGGGCUUGG
This is a messenger RNA of Caretta caretta (loggerhead turtle), 1977 nucleotides long. Lineage: Eukaryota; Metazoa; Chordata; Testudines; Cheloniidae. The record is from RefSeq and is a predicted model, not a curated record.